AACAAAGUCAUGGCCAAUGGCCGCGUUCUAACCUAAAUUUCUGUUGUAUAAACUGUCAUUCUCGUUUGUUGCAAUUCCCUGUCUACGGUUGCAAUGCAACCACUAAGCUAUAUUUUAUAUUGAUUAAACUUUUUAACUAAUUGUGUGUUAAAUGUAAGGAGUACACAGUAGAUAGGGGUGAUAUAGAAAAAAUGUUCAAGAACACUUUUCAGUCCGGUUUCCUGUCAAUUCUUUACAGCAUAGGCAGCAAACCAUUACAAAUUUGGGACAAAAAGGUUCGAAAUGGGCACAUAAAAAGGAUAACGGACAACGAUAUACAAAGUCUAGUGCUUGAAAUUGUCGGAACUAAUGUUAGCACGACGUACAUUACUUGUCCUGCGGAUCCGAAAAAGACGCUCGGUAUUAAGUUGCCUUUUUUGGUAAUGAUUAUUAAAAACCUGAAAAAGUACUUCACAUUCGAGGUUCAGGUUCUAGAUGACAAAAAUGUUCGAAGGAGGUUUCGAGCUAGUAAUUACCAAUCAACGACUCGGGUUAAACCUUUCAUAUGUACAAUGCCCAUGCGUUUAGAUGAAGGCUGGAAUCAAAUUCAGUUUAACCUGGCUGACUUUACUCGUCGAGCUUAUGGCACAAAUUAUGUUGAAACUUUGAGGGUACAAAUACAUGCAAACUGUCGGAUAAGAAGAGUUUACUUCUCUGAUAGAUUGUAUUCAGAAGAUGAGUUACCUGCAGAGUUCAAACUAUUCUUGCCUAUCCAGAAUAAAACAAAAACUGCAGUUGCUACAUAAAAUAAUAUGUUUUGUCAUUUAUAUAGUAAAUGUAAUGUUUAAGUCUAUGCCACGUUUUUCAUGUUCAGCAUUUCUAUACACCCCUACUUAAUUGUAUUUACUGUACUAAUAAAUGUGCAC
Chilo suppressalis (striped riceborer) is the source of this 905-nucleotide messenger RNA. NCBI's taxonomy places the organism in Eukaryota, Metazoa, Arthropoda, Insecta, Lepidoptera, Crambidae. The record is from the annotation of a GenBank genome assembly.